Gadus macrocephalus (Pacific cod) is the source of this 2335-nucleotide messenger RNA. It is a transcript of the gene pemt, whose product is annotated as phosphatidylethanolamine N-methyltransferase. NCBI's taxonomy places the organism in Eukaryota, Metazoa, Chordata, Actinopteri, Gadiformes, Gadidae. Gene Ontology annotation, molecular function: phosphatidylethanolamine N-methyltransferase activity. Gene Ontology annotation, biological process: phosphatidylcholine biosynthetic process. The transcript has 7 exons. Bases 316 to 1011 code for a protein of 231 amino acids. The record is from RefSeq and is a predicted model, not a curated record.
AACAGAGCCGUGCAGGGAGAGCGCUCUCUAAAUAGCUCUGGUGAUGAGUAUCUAGAACCACCUGCUGUACGGGUUAUGUAGCAGCAUCCUUGACUUCCCGUAUUGACUCUGAGCUGACUUCAGUCUGAACCUGAACCACAUUACCCAGAACGCACCGCGCCGGCUCAGGGUUCACGGACCUAGCUGUCAGGCUAGCUGUCAGCUAACGUCUCUCAGCUCUUGUUUACCUGCCCUCAUAUCGCUGCUACUGUCCAAUGUUACUUUAUGAGUCCAACACGCGUGUAUCCUAAUUUCUCUGUCAUUUUUUAACUAUUCAUGAGUGUUUCAGACACUUUGGCGAACGAUAACCACGUUGUCCUGGAUUGUUGUGGAGGUUUGAGUAACCUGGAUUACAGCAAGGUGGACAUGUCGUUGCUAGGGGAGGUUGUGAGGCACGUGGACGUUAGCGACCCCCGGUUCUGUGUGGCCGUGCUCGCCGUCCUCUUCAACCCCUUCUUCUGGAACGUGGUGGCCCGCUGGGAGCACCGCACCCGGGGCCUGAGCCGUCUGUUCCGCAGCCCCUCGCUGGCCUGCUACUGUCUGGGCGUCCUCAUCAUCCUGCUCAACGUCUACCGCAGCCACAGCAUGGCGGUGGUGAUGAAGGCCCAGCCCCGCUGGGAGCUCCUGGACCGGGUGGAGGUGUUCUACGCGGGGGCGGUCCUCAUGGCGGCCGGCGGCCUCCUGGUGCUCACCAGCUUCCUCAGCCUGGGCUUCACCGGGACCUUCCUCGGCGACUACUUUGGGAUUCUGAUGGAUGAGCCGGUGACCGGGUUCCCCUUCAGCCUGACGGAGAACCCCAUGUACUGGGGCAGCAGCGCCACCUACCUGGGCCUGGCCCUCAUCGGUGCCAGCCCGGUGGGACUGGUCCUCACUGCGGUGGUGUUCCUCUCCUACGCGGUGGCCAUCGCGUUCGAAGGACCGUUCACGCAGCAGAUCUACCGGGAGAGGAGCCAGCGCUGCAAGCACAAGUGACCCCCCCCCCCCCACCCCGCCGUGACCCCUCCCUGAACACCCACGUCGCAGCACCAGCCCCCCGGACGCCAGCACCCGACCCCCCGGAAGCACAGACUGACCAGAGACCGGUGACCCGAGACUAGAGAGAGACCAGAGACCGGUGACCCGAGACUAGAGAGAGACCAGAGACCAUAGUAGUACAGAGACCAGAGAGAGACCAGAGACCAUAGGACUAGUACAGAGACCAGAGAGAGACCAGAGACCAUAGGACUAGAGCAGAGACCAGAGUGAGACCAGAGACCAUAGUAGUACAGAGACCAGAGAGAGACCAGAGACCAUAGUAGUACAGAGACCAGAGAGAGACCAGAGUCUAUAGGACUAGUACAGAGACCAGAGAGAGACCAGAGACCAUAGGACUAGUACAGAGACCAGAGAGAGACCAGAGACCAUAGGACUAGUACAGAGACCAGAGAGAGACCAGAGACCAUAGGACUAGAGCAGAGACCAGAGAGAGACCAGAGACCAUAGUAAUACAGAGACCAGAGAGAGACCAGAGACCAUAGUAGUACAGAGACCAGAGAGAGACCAGAGACUAUAGGACUAGACCAGAGACCAGAGAGAGACCAGAGACCAUAGCAGUACAGAGACCAGAGAGAGACCAUAGGACUAGAGCAGAGACCAGAGAGAGACCAGAGACCAUAGUAGUACAGAGACCAGAGAGAGACCAGAGACCAUAGGACUAGAGCAGAGACCAGAGACCAAGGACCCGGGAAUCAGACCACAGACAGUUUUUUAUUCCAAACCAGUGUUAUGUUGCUCCUCCGUCUCGUUAUGAAGGAGAAGGGGGUUGGGGGGGGGGGAGUCAGACUCAAACCUGCUCCCAGAGGUGCAUCGAUCUCAGACCAGGUUGUCAUGACGAUCUCUGAAGAAGACUUUGAUCCAGUGUUUUAUUUAUUCAGCCGCCUCACCUCCGCAACGACCCUCGAUAAACGUUCUCUCUGUCCCGGUUCUCCGCGUGCUCCGUGGUUCUCCUCGAUAGGUUCCCUCAGUGUUCUCCUCUCCUUGUGUCCUCGUCUUCAUCAGCGUCUCUCCUUGUUCCUGUCGUUCUCCUCCUUCCUGAUGAACACACUGUAUCACAUGAGAUGAUGAAUGUGCUUAAACAUCGCUCCGUGAGCAGGUCGUUAAUCAGAGGCGGGUUCUCGACGAGCAGCUGUCAUCCAUUGUUUUCGUGGUUGUCCCUGACGAUACUCGACACACAGUGUCUAUGCAAUAAUUACAGGUCAACACUGUACAUUACAUUCCUGUUUGUAUGUUUGGUUAAUAAAGAUGUGAUUCAACUUGA